This is a messenger RNA of Pristis pectinata (smalltooth sawfish), 4547 nucleotides long. It is a transcript of the gene spg7, whose product is annotated as SPG7 matrix AAA peptidase subunit, paraplegin. Gene Ontology annotation, biological process: mitochondrial protein processing; protein-containing complex assembly. Gene Ontology annotation, cellular component: membrane; m-AAA complex. NCBI's taxonomy places the organism in Eukaryota, Metazoa, Chordata, Chondrichthyes, Rhinopristiformes, Pristidae. The record is from RefSeq and is a predicted model, not a curated record. Bases 11 to 2437 code for a protein of 808 amino acids. The transcript has 18 exons. Gene Ontology annotation, molecular function: metalloendopeptidase activity; ATP-dependent peptidase activity; ATP hydrolysis activity.
UUGGUCGAAGAUGGCGGCGUGGCUGAUGCUGCAACAGCAGUUGGGCUCUGUCAGGAAUCUUCCCUCAGUGUUGUGGUCCUGUAGUAAUCAGUUUUUACAGUGUCGGUCUUUCUGUUUGAAAGCUUUUUCUCAAGGAGAGUCCUUGGGACAGAAUUUUGUCUGUCGUGGUUGUGAAUUUAAAAGGCUACGUUAUGUUCCCUGCAGAUCCGGCUGUCACCAAAGCAGAGAUCCCAUUUUCAAGAGCUUCUUGUCUUGCCCACUGACUCAUCAAUUCCAAGGAUUUAAUAGAAUACAGAUUUUAAGGCAGUUGACACAAGACCCAACAAAGAUCUGCCAGUUUUUAGGUGGCAUGUACCACUUCAACACAUCAAAAUCAUCUCGAGAUCAAAAACAGAAUGAGAAAUCCAAAGGGAGAAGCUCUGAAGAGGAUGAAGAAGAGAAAAGGAGACGAGAGAGGGAGGAUCAAAUGUAUAGAGAACGACUGAGGACAUUAUUUAUAAUAGCAGUUAUUAUGAGCUUGUUGAAUUCCAUCAACAGCAGUGGAGGAAAUAUCUCAUGGAAUGAUUUUGUUCAGGAGAUGUUGGCAAAGGGAGAAGUGGCCAGGGUCCAGGUUGUUCCAGAGAGUGAUAUUGUAGAAAUCUACCUUCACCCAGGAGCUGUAGUAUUUGGUAGACCGAGGUUAGCUUUGAUGUAUCGCAUGCAAGUAGCAAACAUCGAUAAGUUUGAAGAGAAGUUGCGAGCUGUUGAAAAUGAGCUUGGGAUUGAUGGAAAGGACAGGAUCCCAGUAUCAUAUAAGCGCACGGGUUUCUUUGGAAAUGCACUAUAUGCCCUGGGGAUGGCUGCAGUGGGAGUGGCGAUUCUGUGGUACAUAUUUCGGCUUGCAGGAAUGGCUGGAAGAGAAGGUGGAUUUAGUGCAUUUAAUCAGCUGAAAAUGGCUCGUUUCACUAUUGUGGAUGCAAAGUCUGGAAAAGGAGUUGCAUUUAAGGACGUGGCAGGAAUGCAUGAGGCUAAACUGGAAGUUAACGAGUUUGUCGAUUACCUGAAGAGUCCAGAACGUUACUUACAACUUGGUGCCAAAGUUCCAAAGGGAGCUUUAUUGCUCGGACCACCAGGGUGUGGCAAAACACUUCUGGCAAAAGCUGUUGCAUCUGAAGCUCAAGUUCCUUUCUUAGCUAUGGCUGGAUCAGAGUUUGUGGAAGUGAUUGGAGGUCUAGGUGCCGCAAGAGUUCGAAGUUUGUUUAAGGAAGCCCGUGCUCGUGCCCCAUGCAUUGUGUAUAUUGAUGAAAUUGAUGCAGUGGGUAAAAGGCGAUCAACCAACAUGUCUGGUUUUGCUAAUACUGAGGAAGAACAAACGUUGAAUCAACUGUUGGUCGAAAUGGAUGGAAUUGGCACAACAGAUCAUGUAAUAGUUCUGGCAUCAACCAACCGUGCUGACAUUUUGGACAAUGCUUUAAUGCGACCUGGUCGUUUGGACAGACACAUAUUUAUUGACUUUCCUACAUUGCAGGAGAGGAAUGAGAUUUUUGAACAGCAUUUAAAAAGUCUGAAGUUAUCACACCCAGCCCGGUUUUAUUCACAGCGACUGGCCGAACUCACUCCAGGGUUCAGUGGAGCUGACAUAGCUAACAUUUGCAAUGAAGCAGCAUUGCAUGCAGCCAGGGAAGGAGAGAAAUCUGUUGACACCUUCAGUUUUGAAUAUGCAGUAGAGAAAGUCAUAGCAGGCACUGCCAAGAAGAGUAAAAUACUCUCCAAAGAAGAACAGAGGAUAGUAGCUUUCCAUGAGUCUGGACAUGUCCUUGUUGGCUGGCUUCUUGAACAUACAGAAGCUGUUUUGAAGGUUUCUAUAGCACCACGAACAAAUGCUGCUCUUGGAUUUGCACAGAUCCUGCCACAGGAGCAGCACCUAUUUACAAAAGAGCAGCUUUUUGAACGCAUGUGUAUGGCUUUAGGAGGACGCGUUGCAGAAGCUAUUACCUUUAAUAAAGUCACAACAGGUGCCCAGGAUGAUUUACGAAAGGUUACAAAAGUGGCUUAUUCCAUGGUAAAAAGUUAUGGAAUGGUUGAAGCAAUUGGUCAUGUAUCAUUCCCCGAUACAGAGGAGCAAGGUGUAAUUGGUCGACGGCCCUUCAGCCAGGGACUUCAGCAGCACAUGGAUCACGAAGUCAAAUUAUUGGUGGCCCGUGCUUACAGACACACAGAGAAACUGAUAAUGGAUCACAGGGACAAGCUUAAUACACUUGCAAAUGCACUUGUGGAGAGAGAAGUUCUAAAUUAUGAUGACAUUGAGUCACUUAUUGGGCCUCCACCCCUUGGCCCAAAGAAGAGAAUACCACCCCAGAGCUGGAUUGAAGCUGAGAAGGAUAAACAAGAUACUGGAGAGAAUGAGCCUCCAGCAAGACCUCUUCAGGACAGUGAACGAAAUCUACAUCCUGUUUAAGAUGGCUGUUUAGAAAAACUGAGAACUAAAAUAUGGUCAUGUGCAACGGUGGAUAGACACUAUAUAACUAACUGCCACAUGGACCAAAUUUAUUCUAUCUUCUGUCCUGCUUCUACAGUUAGAUCAACACGAAAUAUGAAGAACCCUGGUUUAUGUUUCACUGCCACUGCAUUGACCCCAUAAGGUAUUUUUUUCCCUUGGGGUCAGUGUAGUUCAGUGAGUUGUUCAUUAUCUAUUAUUUGAGAUCAUUGCCUUUAAUUGCAAGGCCAUUUAUAACAGAUGUGGAUAUAUUUUUAGCAACUUUCCAUUAAUAUUUUUGUUUUCUUUCAUUCAGGAACUGCUUUUCCAUAUUUUCUUUGCACUCGGACAUGGACUUGUAUGUUAUUUACUCCACCAGUUAAAUAGAUGAAUAAAAUUACCUUUGCCUUUGGAAAUUAUCUGUUCUGGUUUUAACAAAAGAGCUUGGUCUGUGAUGUGUAAAUUAUGUUCAAAUGGGCUAUUGUGAAUAUUUGUACAGCAAGAUAAUCCAUUUAAUAUUUGCCAUGUAAAAUAUGCUAUUGUACUUAUGCUUCUAAUCUCAAUGAAAAUUGUUAACGGAUCUAAGACUUUUCCCAGGUUUUUAAUGAAACAGUUUAGAACAUAUGGUUGAUGUAGAUCAUUUUAAUGACCUAAUUAAGAUAAUUUAAGAUGCUUUGGAUUUCUGAAUAAAUAAAAUAUUAAUAACAUGUAUUUAUUUAAAAAAAAUGGCAGAAACUGCCUUCAAAUAUCAAGCUCUGUCCUUCAACAGAUGUAAAAGGAUUCCAUUGCACAAUUCAGAGAAUAAAGGUAGAUCCAGUAUCUUGGCCGAUAUUUAUCCAUAAACACAACCAUGUUGAGCUAAUGUUAAUUGAUCCUUGUCCAACCUUGUUGAGGACAGAUUAGUUACUGGGUUUUCCCACAAAUGCAAUAAUUACCACACUUCAAAAUACUCUAUUUGCUAUUAAGUACUCCAGUCUGUUGUGAUUCUGUGAAAAUUGCUCAUAUAAAUGCAUGCUAUUCCUUGUCCAUUGUGUUAGGUUUAUUUACAGUUGUCUGAUUUUUAGCCACAAAAACAAUAUUCAAAUGUGUUCCAAAGAUAAAAUAUCCUAUCCUAUAUAGGAUUGUUCAUCCACUUCUGAAAGAUCCUGAAUUUGGUUACUUGUCUAGACUAAGUUUUCUCUUGGGUGAACAAAUAGCAGCAAUUGUGCAGGGAUGCUAUAAGAAUUAACAUUUCAAGUUGACAGAAGGUUAUUGAUUACCUUCCUUCCCAAAUAUUCUCCGACUUGCUGCAUUUUUUGUUUCUGGUUAAGAUAUCCAGCAUGCAUGGUAUUUGGUUCUUAGUCCAGCUCAUCUCCCUGAGCUAUAAAGAAAAUAACCUCCAGUGCUCUAUUUCUGCUUAUUGAUUUGUACUGGAAGCUGUGUUUAUGGAUGGUGGAUAUCGGCUGUAUGAUGCCCCAAUUCUGGAAAGACUGUCAUAGCUUAUUGCCUAGGUUCUGUAUGAAAAUGUGUGGCCAUUCAUAGAAAUGAAUUAGGGUGUAUUAAUAGUCUCAAGUAUUUUGGUGGGAACAGAUGUAUUAGUAGCCUUGGCUAAACUUUUUUUCCUGACAGGAACUGGGGAGGCAAGAAGUAUAUAACAGGGUAUAUCACAUGGUGGGGAAUGGUAGGCUGUUUGACUGGAGUGUUACAUCUAAGCGUAAUUCUUGCCUCAUGUAGACUGAAUGAUUGUACGUCAAGUAUAAUGAAUCACUUGGGAAUGCUGUCAUGUUUUCUAUCUUCCUAUUCCACUUGCAAAUGCAGUUACUGGUAUUAAUUGUGACAUCUCAGUACCAUAAGACGGGGAUUGAACUUGGGACACUUUUGCUGUGUAAUUCGGCAAAUCACACAAAUUAUUUCCGAGUUCCAGGCUGGUGUGGACCAUCCUCAUUUGAGAUUAUUAGUUUGUUUAGCUUUUACUUGUACUGAAUCCAAUCCUGGGUAGAUUUUCUCUAUAUCCCUAAAGCAAUAAAGAACAUUAUUUAUGUAUUGCAAUCUCUGAAAUUGUAUGAAGCCAAAAUAUGACUCUUUUCACUAUAAAUGGUUUAUUUCUUGUGUA